UUGUGCAGCAUUGCAUUAGGUAAUACUCAAACUUGGUAUUGAACAUGAGUUUAAUUAACUCAUUUUAAAGAUACCGCUUCCCAAGUAACAAUACGUUAGAGGGAUGAAGAAUUACUUGAAGCCAACUGUGGUCUUGAAAGCAUAACACACAACACACUGGACGUAUUGUGCUGUGGAUUCUUGAUCCCUUUUAAUGGCAAUUGCGAAAUAUUGUAUUCCAAAGAGGUUUCUUGGCGACGCCCAGUGGCCGAACUAGAGCAUUACACUCCACCACGCCAAUGUCGUCACAUCCGCUCUUCUUCCUGUUGCUCACAAACAGCUAACCAGGCGGAGGCUGGACCACAUUGAAUGACAUGUUCAGACAACACAUUUAAGCCUCUUGGUUUCGUUUGGAGAACAUUCAAAGAAGCAGAAAAAAAUGGCCCACUGAAAUGAAAUGUCUGCUUAACACCCGCCGAUGCCAGAGUGAUGCGUUCCUCCUCGUACACGGACACCGAGCAGCCGAUUGCCUGAGAAACGUCAAGUUCUCCGCCGCUGUUCCAAGUGAGCCCGCAAACACAUGUCGCGAAUAAGGGCCACGCUGGACAAUGUCACCAAGGCAGUAGGCAGCACUGACCUCAUCUCCAAGUUCUCCCGCCGAAAGCCUGGAAGCGCCGCCGUCGACGGCCCCCACGCGGAAAAGGUCCUGGUCAAAGCCGAGACCUCCGCCCCUGACGACACGGCCACGGCCUCGCCGUCUGAAACCACCGCGAAGGAAGAAGAAGGUGAGAGGAGCUCAGCGGGGGAAGACUCGGACAAGCGACGGCAGCAAGUUCCAGAAGAUUCCACGUCCAGUUCGGCCUCAGCAGCGAAUGCGUCUGCAACGAGCUCUUCCUCGGCCGUGGCGAAACAUCCGACGCAGCCGUUUCACCCAGCAGCUCUGACCAACAACAUGGACGACGCCUACAAAACUCUAUCUCAGCACAUCAACAGUUACUUUGGCACCAGCACACAAGAGGAAGGACGAGACGACAAACCACCGCAGCAGCAGGAGCACAGAAAAGGGGGUGAUCCUGUUUCUAGGCCGACUCUCAGUGCCGUCACUCAGACGAUUAGGGACCACAUUCCUAUGUUGUCCUCGGUGGCGGAGGCUAAAAGUAUUGACGCACCCGCGACCUCGCCUCCCUCUUCGUCUCCAACAGAAGAGCUCAGCUCUCCAGCAGGGAUGCCCUCCUCUCAAAUCCCCGCGACUCAAAGUGCAGCCGAGUCCCUCCCCGUGCCUGUUCCCGCUUCGAAAAAAGGCUUCACCCGUUAUCUCUCCUACCCUCGGCCCAGCGUUCAGGCGUUCGUCGGCAGCUACUUCGCACCCCUGGUCCCCAAAUUCAGGAGCGACUCCAAGAGCAUCGCAGCUGAAAGAGUCAAGUCUUCAGCGGUCGCUGUGGGAGAGCCCACUGUGGACAAGAAGGACGGAGAAGAGGAGAAAGCGGAUGAAGUGAAGAAACAGCUGUUGACUCAAAGAGAGAAGAUAAUAGCCAGGGUGAGUGUAGACAACCGGACCAGAGCCCUGGUGAAAGGCCUGCAGAGAGUCACCGAUGUCAAGCUUCUCACCAGUCGGGUGGAGGAGCUCAGCGGUCACCUCCUGACGUUCCCCGAGACGCGAGGUGUAGCUAUCAUGGAGAGUGUGCUGCCCUGCCUGCUGCGUUUGCGCCAGGCCAGAGACCUGCCUCUUCAGGCCGCUGUGAGGGAAGCACUGGCCUUGGUUGGCUACGCUGAACCAGUCAAAGGCCGAGGAAUCCGGGUCCUGGCCAUAGACGGAGGCGGAACAAGGGGACUGCUGGCCCUGCAAACGCUCCAGAAACUGCAGAACCUGACUGGCAAACCAAUCCACCAGCUGUUUGACUACAUCUGUGGAGUCAGCACAGGUGCCAUUUUGGCCUUCAUGCUGGGAAUUUUUCAGAUCCCCUUAGAUGAGUGCGAGGAGAUGUACAGAAAGCUGGGCUCGGAUGUGUUCAAACAGAACGUCAUCGUCGGAACCGUGAAGAUGAGCUGGAGCCAUGCUUUCUAUGACAGCGAAAUAUGGGAAAACAUCCUCAAGGAACGCCUGGGUGAGGGGCGUAUGAUCGAGAGUGCCAGGGACCCACACUGCCCUAAAGUGUCAUCAGUGAGCACCAUUGUGAACAGGGGUUUACCGCUGAAGGCCUACGCGUUUAGGAACUACAGCUUCAUGCCAGGAGUGCGAUCCCACUACAUUGGAGACUGCAACCACAAAAUGUGGCAGGCCAUCAGGGCCUCUUCUGCCGCUCCGGGGUACUUCAAAGAAUUUGUCCUGGGAAAAGAUCUGCAUCAGGAUGGAGGACUACUAAUCAACAACCCCACAGCUCUCGCCAUCCAUGAGUGUAAGUGCUUGUGGCCCAACACACCGCUGCAGUGCGUGUUGUCUCUGGGCACCGGGCGGUACGAGACCACGGGCAAUAACAGCACGGCGUACACCAGCCUCAAGACCAAGCUCAGCCACGUCAUCAGCAGCGCUACAGAUACCGAGGAGGUGCACACCAUGCUGGACGCCCUCCUGCCCCCCGACACGUACUUCCGCUUCAACCCCUACUUGAGCGAGGACAUCCCGAUGAACGAGAGCCGGCCGGAGAAGCUGAACUUCCUCAAGGCCGAGGGCGAGCGCUACCUGGAGCGCAACGAGGCCAAGCUGAGGAUGGCGGCCAGCGUGCUGGGCCAGGAGAAGAGCGCCAUCCAGAGGCUGGCCGAGUGGGUCAAGCUGAAGGCGAACAUGUACGAGGGCCUCCCCUUCGUCUCCAAGCUGUAGCUAUGGACUCGCCAACAGUUUGGCCACAAGUGAGUUUUUAAGAUAAGAAGACAUGGAGUGCACAUGGAACAUUACGGGGCAAACUGGACACACGUUUUGUUCACGUUUUGAUCAUCAUUUAGCGAGCGUUAAAAGUGUCAUUUGAGAAAUGUAUAACCGUAUUUAUUAAUCAAGAUUAUACUAUACCGUAAAUAAUAGUGAGAUGUAAAAAAAAAAAAAUUGUGGCACAAAAUGUUGAUAAAAUUGAGCCUGAAUUAUAUACUUUUGAAAAUAAUUAAGGAAGUUUUGACUGUUCAUACGUUUAUGAAUUUUAAGAUGGUUAAGUGUUGACUGAACUUUCAAUGACGGUAUUAUGACACUUGACUAUUAUGAAGAACUUUGUUAAUACAACUAUUUUGUAAAAAUGGCUGAUUGUAAUUUUCAGUAACUUGAAUACAUUACGAUGUAAUUAAUACAUGACUACCUAUUUCUAACAUUGUACAGAAGAAAGAGCUCAUGCACUUAAUUCUUAAUUUUGAAAAUGUCAAAUAAUAUUUGAAACUCAAAUAUUUCAACCGAUUAUUUGAUUGGUCUUGCUAGAAUUUAAGAAUACGACAAAAGAACUCCUGCUGAUUCUUAAAGUCACUGUGUUGUAUUGAUGCAGACGCACUAUCUGUUUCAGAUACUUAUGAUAAAGAAUGCUUUGCUUAUGAUACAAAGCAUGUUCUCCUUUCUGGUCAAAUAUUCAUUUCCACGCUUUUGAUUUUUAACUUGACUCAAGCCUGACUUCAUCAUCCCUGGCUCUAGUUGUCACACACUUUAUACAUUUGACAGACGUUUUCCAUUGUGAGAAUCACAAUUGUCCUGAUUCCUUCCUCCUUGAAUGCGAAAUCAAACGAUGUAAAAAAUAAAUCAAAGUUUGGGUUUGCAGAACCUUGAUAAAAUAUUGUUCUCUCUCGA
Molecule: messenger RNA, 3736 nt
Organism: Pseudoliparis swirei
Lineage: Eukaryota; Metazoa; Chordata; Actinopteri; Perciformes; Liparidae
Gene: pnpla8
Product: patatin-like phospholipase domain containing 8
Exons: 10
Coding region: 560-2797 (745 amino acids)
Biological process (GO): arachidonate metabolic process
Cellular component (GO): membrane
Source: RefSeq, a predicted model, not a curated record